AUGGUCAAGCAGCUGGGUGCCUUGGCUUCCGGAGAGAAUUCUAUCACUCUCGGUGAGAAUACUGGGAAAUACGAGUCAAAGGUGGUUCUUAACGACGUUUCUGAUUGCCGCAAUACUGUAUAUUUAUCCCUACUAGAUAUAAUAAGUCAUGUGAAGUUCAAUUUCGAUUCGUUGUCUUGCAAGUCUCUACAAGUGUUGUGGGUAUCUCUUGUACAUAUUUGUGCUACUGGACCACCACGUCUCAAAGCGACAUGUGUGCUUCUGUUUCAACGAUUGCUGUCUUUGGAUUUGGGCAACGAAAUUGUUUGCCGACUAGUGUUUGAUGUGAUCAUGGCAACAGAGGAGUUCAUACUCGAACAGAACAAACCGACAGCUGGUUUGCAGGCAUUGCUACAAGCUCACGAGAGCUGCUUGAAGGUAUUAAUGGAGCUUCUAGAGGACAUGGAACAUAAAAGAUCAUUCGAAGGCAUAGCUGUCUCGGUCAUUGUAGGUUGGGGUAUUCGUGCAGCCGAAUUGGGAUUUCUCUAUUCUAUCACACCUGCCCGCUUCGAGAUCGUCACUACGGCCGUUACCCGUCUUCUGAGCCGUCUGCAGGGUGAUUUCAACGAGGAACAUAUGAAUUUGAUUAGUCUUUUAGCUGAUCUUACUCAGAAGCUGGUCGAGCGAUUGCUUGCUCUCGAACCAACCAGUAAUGGCGCUAUUGUUGAGAAUUUGCAUUCAUACUAUUCAUUUUUGCUUAAUGUCGAUCUGAUCUCAUCACAGAAUGUGAGAGGUGGCUGGAUAGCAUCAUAUUGUGAAUCGCGUUGGCAAACUCUUUUGCGAGAUGGAAAACACGGUGAUGCAAUGAAGAUCAGACGAAUCACUACUGCGGCGCUUGCUUUGUGCAACGGCAGAAAUGCAUCGUUGGUCUUUAUGAAUAUUCUGCCGACGGAGCAACAGCUCAUUCAAGUACUCGAAGCUGCUUCUUCAUUGGGCCCCGCGGCAUCAGGAGUUUUUCUGACUGUUUUCGAAAUCGUUGGUGAUUUGGUUUCUCGCCACACCAAAUUUCCCCCGACAGCAUCCGUCGCUUUUCUCUCUUUACCUUGGCUCAUGGACCCUGAGCUGCAACUGCAAUCCAAGCGUCAUAUGACAUCGCUGCCCUUGCUGAGGGAAAUGAAUCGUUUGGCAAAAACGCAUGCUAUUAGUGCAAGCGAUGACGUCUUAGAGUAUACACUGUCCGCUCUAUCAUCCAUACAUGGGUUUUGUGACUGGCGUCGUACUAUCUUGCUUUCGGCAAUGUCUUCUCAUCGUCCAACGUUGGUGCAGACUGCACUUUCUUACUUGGCAAUGUUCGUGUCAUCGCUCGAUGCCGCUUCAUUGCAUCGAUUGUUGACUCCAGCGAUUGAAUUGGCUUCAGAUCCUGGUUUUACGAAUUCCAAAGUGGAUAUAGCAUGCGUCCUUAACGCUCUAUCUCACUCUUUGUGUGCCAGUCAUCCGGAAAGCGAAGUUCACAGCGCGACUGGUGUGACAUGCAGGGCCUGCGAGAGAGUGGUGGCUGGAACGCUGAUUCCUGAACAAGAAAAAGUUCAUCAGCUGCCAGGAUUGUUUGAACUUCUCAUCAAGGUGCUUACGGAUCCAAAAUACCAGAAGGAAAAGCAUAUACGAUUAGAUGCGGCUGGACUGGUGUUAACAGCGAUCUGUCACAUGCAGUGCCCUCCAGGAUUGUUGUACCUCAAAUUGGUUAAAGCAAGUCUAAGUUUUGUCAAUGAUGAGGACGAGGAUGUCAGAAACGUAUUCCAUGGCUAUUUGGUCAGACGCCGCUUGGGCGUGUCGUCCGAGCUGAUUGUGGCGAUUUUUGAUCAGUUCUGUGCCGAGUAUCCUGCAGAAUGUGAGCAGACUAUGAUGGAAGCGUCCAAUCCUUUCCUUGUUUUAGCAGCUAGACACUCAAGUUGUCCAGACCUUGCCGAUCGCUGUCUUCAUCAGUUAUUCGUUCGAGCUUUGCACUUUCUUGAUUCCACGUCAAUAUUCAACGAUUGCAAGAGAACGAUCCAAGAGCUGGCAGCUGAAGAAUUUUCUGACACCCGAGAUACUCGGCGCUUUUUCGCGCGAAGGAAGAGGGCAUUUUGCUCCGACUUAGUGAACGAAAUGUUGUAUUCUUCCUGGAGUACCAACGAAGAGGAGGCGGAUGCUAUCAUCAAUGAGGAGAUCGAUGACUUGCUUCAAGUAGCUCGAGAAGUAUUUGGUUUUGAAAGCGUGGCAGGGUGA
Molecule: messenger RNA, 2244 nt
Organism: Ostertagia ostertagi
Lineage: Eukaryota; Metazoa; Nematoda; Chromadorea; Rhabditida; Trichostrongylidae
Source: the annotation of a GenBank genome assembly